AUGGGGGCCGUCCUAUCGAUCCCGGCUCUCAUACUCCCCUCCGCGGCGACGGUAUGGUCGGUGGCUGCCUCCUGUUGCGGAGCGGCAUCAUGCUCCAUGAUCUGUGGACCGUGCGGCAUGUCCAAGUUCAGAUCAUCCAUAGCCACCAGAAUCGCAUAUGCUAUGAUUUUGUUGGUUAACAGUAUUGUGGCAUGGAUUAUGCUCACACCUUGGGCUAUACGAAAACUCGAACAUCUCACGCUUGAUUACAUGACAUUCAAAUGCGGUUCGUCCGAGUGUUAUGGCUAUUUCGCGGUUCAGCGCAUCAACUUCGCCCUCGCCCUCUUCCACUUCAUCCUGUCCAUUCUCCUCGUUGGGGUUAAAAGCACCAAAGAUGGUCGGUCAGGUCUACAAAACGGUUUCUGGGGUCCAAAGAUUCUGGUUUGGCUCGCUUUCAUCGUCCUGUCCUUUUUCAUCCCGGAAGGGUUCUUUCUAUUUUGGGGAAAUUAUAUCGCCUACCCAGGAGCCAUGCUCUUUGUUCUUCUUGGCCUUAUCCUCCUCGUGGAUCUCGCUCAUUCGUGGGCUGAGCUUUGUCAGGAUAAAAUUGACGAGGGCGACGGACCGAACUAUCGACUCUGGCAGGUUUUACUUAUGGGGUCAAGCUUGGGAAUGUACCUGGCCGCGUUUGCCAUGACGAUUGUCAUGUGCUAUUACUUUGCCGGCAAGAAAUGCAGCAUGAACAUUUCGGCCAUCACCGUCAACCUGAUCUUCAUAUUUGUCAUCACCAUCCUCAGUGUGCAGCCCACUAUUCAAGAUGCCAACCCCAAGGCAGGUUUGGCUCAAUCCGCCAUGGUGGCGGCGUACUGCACUUAUCUCACCUUUUCUGCCGUCUGUAUGGAGCCGGACGACAAGCACUGCAAUCCCCUCAUUCGAGCUCGAGGAGCACGGACCACGACUGUUGUUCUGGGAGCCAUCGUCACUAUGCUCACUAUAGCCUAUACCACCACGCGAGCAGCAACACAAGGGUUUGCCAUGGGGUCUAACACGGCCAAAAACAAAUACGCUCAACUGACACAAGACGAAUAUGAACACGGUCUGGUUACUCAGCAACCCGCAUCACGCAGAGAGAUUAUGAGGGCAGCAGUCGAAAGUGGUGCCUUGCCUGCGUCGGCGUUGGACGAAGAUUCGGACGACGAGGAUGAUGCCACGGUGGGCUCCAAGGACGACGAGCGCCAAGGCACUCAAUAUAACUACAGCUUGUUCCAUGUCAUCUUCCUCCUGGCGACAUGCUGGGUCGCGACACUGUUGACUCAGAAGAUGGAUCCCGAGAAUUCAAGUGACUUCACCCCGGUGGGACGGACAUAUUGGGCGAGCUGGAUCAAGAUCAUCAGUGCAUGGGUGUGCUAUGCAAUUUACAUUUGGACACUGGUUGCUCCAGUGGUGCUCGAGGGCCGAGACUUUUCGUGA
Rhinocladiella mackenziei CBS 650.93 is the source of this 1446-nucleotide messenger RNA. RefSeq lists its product as uncharacterized. The record is from RefSeq and is a predicted model, not a curated record. The transcript has a single exon. Gene Ontology annotation, cellular component: membrane. Bases 1 to 1446 code for a protein of 481 amino acids. Lineage: Eukaryota; Fungi; Ascomycota; Eurotiomycetes; Chaetothyriales; Herpotrichiellaceae.